UCCUACACCAGCCGUCACCUCUAUUCCCACUUGAAUCUGCUCAAGACCAACGCAUGGUGUCACCUCAAGUCCAACACCACCAGUUACCCCAACUUCUUCUUUAGCCGUUGCCUCAAAUCCAUCCACGUCUGUCACCUUAAAUCCAUCACCAACUAUCACCUCAGGUCCAACACAGUCAUCACCUCAAAUCCCUCUUCAGUCACCUCACGUCCAACAACAGCUAUCACCACAGAUCCAACACCGUCCAUCACCAGCUGUCAUGACAAGUCCAACACCAGCCGUCACCUCAAUUCCCACCUGAGUCACCUCAAGAACAACACCAGCCGUCACCACCACUACAACCCCAGCCGUCACCUCAAGGACAACACCAAUAGUCAAUGCAUGUGCAUUACCAGGAGUUACGUCAAAUCAGCUGUCACCUCACCUCCAUCUCCAGUCGUCACCUCCAGUCCAACACCAGCUAAGUCACCUCAAUUCCUCAAGCAGCAGUCACCUCAACCCACCAACAGCAGUCACCGCAAUUCCAACACCAGGAGUAAACUCAAGUCCGUCACCAGCCGCUAUGUCAAGUCCAUCCUCAGCUGUCAACUCCAUUUCCUCAGUCUCCUCAACUCCAACGGCAGCCGUCACCUCAAUUCCAACACCAGCAGUCGCGUCAUCUCCGUCACCAGGAUUCAUCUCCAGUCCAUCCUCAUCUGUCACCUCAAGUCCAUCGUCAGUUUUGACCUCAAGUCCAACACCAGCUGUCACCUCAAGUCCAUCGUCAGUUUUGACCUCAAGUCCAACACCAGCUGUCACCUCAAGUCCAUCGUCAGUUUUGACCUCAAGUCCAACACCAGCUGUCACCUCAAGUCCAUCGUCAGUUUUGACCUCAAGUCCAACACCAGCUGUCACCUCAAGUCCAUCGUCAGUUUUGACCUCAAGUCCAACACCAGCUGUCACCUCAAGUCCAUCGUCAGUUUUGACCUCAAGUCCAACACCAGCUGUCACCUCAAGUCCAUCGUCAGUUUUGACCUCAAGUCCAACACCAGCUGUCACCUCAAGUCCAUCGUCAGUUUUGACCUCAAGUCCAACACCAGCUGUCACCUCAAGUCCAUCGUCAGUUUUGACCUCAAGUCCAACACCAGCUGUCACCUCAAGUCCAUCGUCAGUUUUGACCUCAAGUCCAACACCAGCUGUCACCUCAAGUCCAUCGUCAGUUUUGACCUCAAGUCCAACACCAGCUGUCACCUCAAGUCCAUCGUCAGUUUUGACCUCAAGUCCAACACCAGCUGUCACCUCAAGUCCAUCGUCAGUUUUGACCUCAAGUCCAACACCAGCUGUCACCUCAAGUCCAUCGUCAGUUUUGACCUCAAGUCCAACACCAGCUGUCACCUCAAGUCCAUCGUCAGUUUUGACCUCAAGUCCAACACCAGCUGUCACCUCAAGUCCAUCGUCAGUUUUGACCUCAAGUCCAACACCAGCUGUCACCUCAAGUCCAUCGUCAGUUUUGACCUCAAGUCCAACACCAGCUGUCACCUCAAGUCCAUCGUCAGUUUUGACCUCAAGUCCAACACCAGCUGUCACCUCAAGUCCAUCGUCAGUUUUGACCUCAAGUCCAACACCAGCUGUCACCUCAAGUCCAUCGUCAGUUUUGACCUCAAGUCCAACACCAGCUGUCACCUCAAGUCCAUCGUCAGUUUUGACCUCAAGUCCAACACCAGCUGUCACCUCAAGUCCAUCCUCAGCUGUCAACUCCAUUUCCUCAGUCUCCUCAACUCCAACGGCAGCCGUCACCUCAAUUCCAACACCAGCAGUCGCGUCAUCUCCGUCACCAGGAUUCAUCUCCAGUCCAUCCUCACCUCCCCCCUGAGUCCACCAUCAGCUGUGAGCUCGAGUCUAACAACAGAACAGCAGCAGUCACCUCAAGCCCCCCAUCAGGUCUCACCUCACGUCCAUCAUCAGAUGUCACCUCAAAGCCACCAUCAGCUGUCACCUCACAUCCAACACCAGAGUCACCUCAUUUCCAACACCAACAGUCACCUCAAGUACAACACCAGCAGUCACCAAAAUUCCUACACGCGAAUUCUCCUCAUUCCAAACAGUCGUCGCCACAAUUCCAACACCAGCAGUCACCUCACGCCCAUCAGCAGCUCUCACCUCCAGUCCACCCUCAUCUCACCCCUGAGUCCACCAUCAGCUUUGAGCUCGAGUCUAACAACAGCAGUCACCUCAAGUCCAACACAAGAAGUCACCUCAGGUUCCGCUUGA
Molecule: messenger RNA, 2250 nt
Organism: Cricetulus griseus (Chinese hamster)
Lineage: Eukaryota; Metazoa; Chordata; Mammalia; Rodentia; Cricetidae
Source: RefSeq, a predicted model, not a curated record